AUGCCAGCUUUGGCAGAUCAGGCCAAUCCGCGACGUGAUAAUCCAAACCAAGAUAUCAAUCAAAGCAUUGGAGAUGAAACUCUAGAGUUACCUUUAUUCAGUUUUGUCACAAUUUCAACUGCAACUAAUAAAUUUUCAUUUACAAAUAAAAUUGGGCAAGGUGGUUUCGGGCCCGUUUACAAGGGCGUCCUCCCAACGGGAAAAGAAAUAGCAGUUAAAAGACUUUCCAAAGAUUCUGUACAAGGCCUUAAAGAGUUCAAGAAUGAAGUUAUCUUGAUCGAGAAACUACAGCAUAGGAAUCUAGUUAAGCUACUGGGUUGCUGCAUUCAUGGAGAAGAGAGAAUAUUAGUUUACGAAUACAUGCCCAACAAGAGUUUGGACUUGUUCAUUUUCAAUCAAACAAAGGAUACAACUCUAAGUUGGCAGAAGCGUUUCGACAUCAUAGCGGGAAUUGCCAGCGGGCUUCUCUACCUCCAUCGUGAUUCAAGGUUGAGAAUAAUUCACAGGGAUCUGAAAGCAAGCAAUAUUCUUCUGGAUAAAGAUAUGAAUCCUAAAAUCUCAGACUUCGGCUUG
Molecule: messenger RNA, 573 nt
Organism: Olea europaea var. sylvestris
Lineage: Eukaryota; Viridiplantae; Streptophyta; Magnoliopsida; Lamiales; Oleaceae
Product: G-type lectin S-receptor-like serine/threonine-protein kinase SD1-1
Exons: 3
Biological process (GO): protein phosphorylation
Molecular function (GO): ATP binding; protein kinase activity
Source: RefSeq, a predicted model, not a curated record